AUGUCCCGUUGUAAACACACUGGCUGGCUGCGCGUGGCCACCAAAGACCAGGCGUACGUCGUCGAAAGCUCGGGUCGUGCCCAGAGACUGCUGGACGGUCUGCCACGCCCGGAUGGCCAAUACCCGAGUAUUCUCGUGCUGAUUGGAAACACGGCCAAGCGGGUUGCCCUGCAAAGACUCGGUGUGUACAUCACCGCGCCCAACACGGCCCGGGGCCACGGCGAGAUCCAUCUUAACGUGGCUUCUGUCGGCGCGUCCGGCGCAAGGCCGACGCUGAUUGCCGAUGCCGACAUCCCGCCUCAUAAGCGGCUCGGCAGGCCGAGAAAAUCUACGCUUUGCCAUGAAGUCGUAGCAAGGCCACUGUCGAUCUCUCACGGUGGGAACAUCACGUCCACGAUGCCGUCCGCGAUGCCGUCCACGAUGCCGUCCGCGAUGCCGUCCGCGAUGCCGUCCGCGAUCCUGCCCACGACAGUAGAAGCUGGCGAUCAUGUCUAUAAUCGCAUGCUUCUCCCGUUUGCUGAUGCUGUGUGUUUCUUUGCCGACGAUAUCGGCGGCGUAGAGGCCGUCGCCCAGCGUCUGGCGUCGUGGCUGAAUCUGAGUACGCCGUCCACAUCGUCGGUGCGGCCUUGGUUAGUGGUAGUCGUGAACGGCGAAGAAGAGGACUCCACACGAAGUCGCCUGCUACAGUCCGUCCGCAAUCGGACAAGCGCCAACGUGUCCGAACGAUUCCACGGCAUUCGCGUCAUCAGCCUGGCCAACAAGACGCCCAAGUCCCUGCGACGCCGCCUUGGUUCCCUGCGCUGGGACAUACUCAGCAAUGAGCUUUCCUACAUGACGGAGACGAAACGGGUCGAGCGCGUGCUCGCCAGCUGCCUCUUCUCGGCCACCCACCUCGCCGGCCUUCUCCGCCACGCCACAGAGCACGUCGGCGGUGCCGGCGCGCCGCCCCUCGACUUCCUCGCCGUCUCCCGGCUCGACAACCCGGUGGCGGCGGAUCUGCCGGCGCACCUCGCAGGGUUCCUCACGCACUGCGACUCCGUUGACGACCUGAAGAGAUUCGCCGUGCCCGUCAUCGCCUCCAGCUUCAUACUGGACCAGUACCCUCCGAACAUGCACCUCUUCGAUCCGCGCGACGUCUUCCAGAUGUUCUACAAGGACGUGUGCCACAACGUUUGCGGCACCGCCGUCCUCGCGCACGAAGGAUCCACCGACUUCCUCCUGCCGUCUCAGUUCGCCAAAAUGGUCGAGGCUCAGAUGGCCCGUAUGUUCCGGCAGCUGGCGACGGGCCAAGCCUCAGCGUCGCUGCAUCGACAGCUUGUCGCCGCCUUCACGGAGGACUGGGUCCAGCUCAAGUCCAACAGCACAUGCUACCUUUGUCUGCGGCGCGCUCCGCAGGUCUUUCCCGCGUGCGGCCACGGUCACUGUCUAAACUGUGUCGAGGUGUUUGGCGUCGCAAGUGCGGCCGACCCGUGGCUCAUCGAACCGGACACCGCGUCGGUGCGGGUCUUGUGUAUCGACGGCGGCGGGACGCGGGGCAAGUACCCCCUCAAGGUGUUGAAGCAGCUCGAAGACGACAUCGGGCUGCCCGGCCAUCCGGUACAGCAGAACUUUGACGUCGUCUUCGGGACGAGCUCAGGUGCCAUCAGCGCCGGCGCCCUCUGCAUCAACGGGUGGACGGUGGACGAGUGCAUCGCCCGCUUCGAGUCCCUUUCGAACCACGCGUUCACGCCUCGCCGGGUUCCGUCCGUUCCCAUCAUAGGCCCUCUCAUACGACUGAUGAUGCGGGUCCCCUUCUUUGCCACAGUUGUGCGUGCCGCAGCCUUGCUUCUAUUCGACAGCAGGUACCCGUCGCGGCACAUCGAGAAGGCUCUGCGAGACAUGUUCGGCUCCGGGAGAAGCAUCACCGACUACUCGGCGGCCGACACGAUGGGUGCCAUGGUUGGCAUGACGGUUGCUACCGUGCAAGACGCAAGCGCCUGCAUCUUCACCAGCUACAACGGAGUUGGCCAGCGGGCCGGCGAUCGCGGUAGUCUCCCCGUCUCCGUCCCUGUCUCCGUUCCCGUCGAGGCCAUUCGAAGCGCGCGAGCCGAUGCUGACGGACUCUAUUUCACGCCUUGGUCCAUUGACGGCCUCGGCACCUUCCAGGACGGCGGCUUAGUGGCCAACAACCCGUCCUCGAUCGCGCUGCAAGAGGUGGCCUCCCUCUUCCCUGAAGCGCCACACCCAAGCCUUCUGGCCUCGAUGGGCACUGGCUCCUCCUCGAGCUCGCCCGGCGGCGGGUGGCGGGACUGCUUCCUCCUCCGCCUGGCGCGAGCGUUCCGCAACCGCGACAAGAACGACUGGCAGCGGGUCGUCGCACAGAAGAAGGUGGGUCGAUCCGGUGAGUUCUUCCGCUUCGAUGUCGAGUUCGACGGCUCCGAGCCGCCAUUGGACAGCCUGUCCAGCUUCGACGAUGAAGAAGAUGAUGGGUGCACCUUUGAAGGCCUCCCGGCCCUGAGACGUCUGAGAUUGUGCGCGAGGGCAGAGCUGUUCGUCUUUGAGCUGCAUGCUUCGCGUCCGUACCUGUUCUCCGACGGGGGGUACGAUUGCCGCGGGCAGAUUUGUUGCCGGCUGAGCGCUCGCUCCGAGAGCCUGACGGCGUUGAUGCGGCAGCUCGCGAGCGGCAAGGCGUAUUUCCGCGUCGGCGGCCAUAAGGUAGCUUGUGAUUUUGCGUCAUACCCGGCGGCGUUCCCAGAUGGUCAUUUCCGUCUGGACGUGAAGUUUCGCGUGGCCAGUCUGCAGGAGUCGCUCGCCAUUUGCCUAUGGGAGACCGCCGAUGAGGGUCACGACAUCAGCGGCUCGCCGUUUAUCGUGCAGCAGCUGGUGCGGAGCCAAAAGCUCGAGCAGUGUUUCGGCACCUCUGAUCAUCGUACGAAACGGCGACGGGACGACGACGAUGACGAAGACGAGGGCGCAAGCCGUAAGCAGCCGAGAUUGAAGCGGUAG
Messenger RNA from Colletotrichum acutatum, 2985 nucleotides. RefSeq lists its product as uncharacterized. The coding region runs from base 1 to 2985 and encodes 994 amino acids. The record is from RefSeq and is a predicted model, not a curated record. Gene Ontology annotation, biological process: arachidonate metabolic process. The transcript has 5 exons. Gene Ontology annotation, cellular component: membrane. Lineage: Eukaryota; Fungi; Ascomycota; Sordariomycetes; Glomerellales; Glomerellaceae.